AUGGUUGGAGGCGGCAAGAAGAAGAAUAAGUCGAGGAUCAUCGUCAACCCCUCCGCCAAAGAUGGCGCAGACCUGGCCCUCACCGUGUCAGUCGCCCACGCGCAGCCACUUGCUGCCUCCUACAACGACAGAAUUCGCCCUCUUCUCGACGCUGUCGACAGGCUGCGGAACCUAAUGGUUAUGAAGGAAGGCAUCCAGCUCCCCACCAUCGUUGUUGUCGGCGACCAGUCCUCUGGCAAGUCGAGCGUACUGGAGUCCCUCGCCGGCAUCAGCUUGCCGCGGGGGCAGGGCAUCUGCACCCGCGUCCCUCUCAUUAUGCGGCUCCAAGGCAUCUCUUACGCUGGUCGGCCCGAGCUCUACCUCGAGUUCAACAGCAAGGUUGUCCACACCGACGAGGACUACAUCUCGGAAGCUAUUAAUGCCGCCACCGAGGAGAUGGCGGGCCGUGGGAAGGGCAUAUCGAACACCCCACUGACUCUGGUCGUCAAGAAGUAUGGCGUCCCGGACUUGACCAUGGUCGACUUGCCUGGAAUCACAAGAGUGCCCGUGCACGGUCAGCCCGAGAACAUUUACGAGCAGGUUUCGGAGAUGAUCAUGGAAUACAUUAGGCCUGAAGAAAGCAUCAUCCUCAAUGUCUUGUCUGCGACCGUCGACUUCUCCACUUGCGAGUCCAUAAGGAUGUCACAAAUGGUGGACAAGACCGGCCAGAGGACUCUGGCCGUCGUCACAAAGGCUGAUAAAGCUCCGGAGGGCUUGCACGAAAAGGUGACCGCCGAUGAUGUCAAUAUAGGACUCGGCUAUGUCUGUGUGAGGAAUAGGAUUGGUGACGAGUCCUACGAAGAAGCGAGGCUCGAAGAGGCGAAACUGUUCGACAUGCACCCUCAGCUGUGCAAGAUUGACAAGUCCAUCGUUGGUGUGCCUGUCUUGGCACAAAAGCUGAUGCAGAUUCAAGCCACCAUUAUGGCCAAAUGUUUGCCCGAGAUCGUCAGGAAAAUUAGUGACAAGCUGAACGCGAAUGUCGCCAAGCUUAAGAGGAUGCCCAAGAAUCUGUCCUCGGUCGCCGAGGCCAUGACGGCCUUCAUGCAGAUCAUGGGGUUGGUGAAGGAGUCGUUGAGGAAAGUCUUGCUGAGAGGCGAGUUCGAUGAGUACCCAGAGGAGAAGGACAUGCACUGCGCUGCCAGGCUGGUGGAGAUGCUGAACCACUACUCCGAUGAGCUCCAAAACUGCAAUGAAAUUGACCCGAGGGUUAACUUCUUGUUGGAGGAAAUGGAGGUCCUGGAAGAGGCCAAAGGGAUCGGGCUCCCAAACUUCCUCCCUCGCACUGCCUUCAUCACCGUCUUGCAGCAGAAGGUGAAGCGGGUAUCGAGCAAGCCACUGAGUUUUGUGGUUCUUGUAUGGGACUACAUCGAGGACGUUGUGAUCAGAGUGUUGAUGCGACACUCGGAGAAUUAUCCUCAGCUUCAGUUUUCGAUGAGAAGAGCAGCGUCCAAUCUGAUCAGCAAGAUGAAGGAGAAGGCGAUGAUUAGGAUGAUGGAGAUGUUGGACAUGGAGAAGCUCACUGACUACACUUGUAGCCCGGAGUACAUGUUGGAGUGGAACAAGCUGAUGAGCCAGCAAGACAUGUUCAUGGAGGCAAUCAACGACGAGUCUGAGCCUGGCAACAUUGUCCUCCAUGGGAUCGGGGAGGUUGACGUGGGCAAUCUCCGGAAUCGAAAGCAACUGAUUCAGCAGGCGUUCGAUCUGAAGAUGAGAAUGACCGCAUACUGGAAGAUAGUGCUGAGGAGGUUUGUGGACUCCACGGCACUGCAUCUGCUGUUCAGCGUGCAGAACUUGGUUAACAAGGAGAUGGAGCUGGAGAUUGUGGGGGAGCUGAUCGGGCCCAAUGGCAGCGGCGGUAUAGAGAGAAUGCUAGAGGAAGCGCCAGCGGUGGUUUCAAAGCGUGAGAAGCUGAACAGGAGCGUCAAGCUGUUGAGGGAGUCUGCAGAGGUGGUCUCCAAGAUCAUGGACCGGAUCGCAAAUGAUGGCGACUACAAUGAUUGAUGAUAGGUAGUUCCGCUAGUUGGUUUCUUAGGAUGGAUCUUGAGAAUGUCAAAUCUGAUUUGCUGUUUUUAAUGGAAUGUGAUGGCUCUUAAUUAGCUCCAUUUUUCCUUUCACUUGAAUUCCAUCCUCCUCCUGUUUUACUUGAGGACCUGCUACACAUGAGCCUAUUUCUUCACUAAAGCUAUAUGCACUUAAAAAACCCCCAAAGAACUCUUGGAAAAAUGCAAUGCCCCAGCCAUUACAUAUGGCACAAUAACAUCCAAGACUCAAUCUUAUGUAUCGCCCUUGGAUUUCGACUGAUAACGUAUCGUAAA
Messenger RNA from Eucalyptus grandis, 2354 nucleotides. RefSeq names its product dynamin-related protein 4C. The transcript is spliced from 2 exons. NCBI's taxonomy places the organism in Eukaryota, Viridiplantae, Streptophyta, Magnoliopsida, Myrtales, Myrtaceae. Bases 1 to 2040 code for a protein of 679 amino acids. The record is from RefSeq and is a predicted model, not a curated record. Gene Ontology annotation, molecular function: microtubule binding; GTPase activity; GTP binding. Gene Ontology annotation, cellular component: microtubule; membrane; cytoplasm.